CACGCUGUCCUUUGCACCUGGGGCACCUCCCUCUCCCUCUGCUGCACAGGAAGCCUCUCCAGCCCCCAAAGCGAAGCUGCAGAGGUCUGCUGCCACGUGCAUGAGUGGAAAGCAGAGGAGAGGCCAAAGCCCAGCGUGCCCGUGGCAUCUGAUUCCCCAGCAUCCUGCCUUCAUCUGACCCGGGUGAGAGAUAGGAUGGUAGCCGGGGAGGCGAGUAUGCGCAGCCCAAUCCUGGCCUGCUGGCAGCCGAUUCUCCUCCUGAUGCUGGGAUCCAUCCUGUCCGGCUCUGCCACGGGCUGCCCGCCACGCUGCGAGUGCUCUGCCCAGGAGCGUGCUGUCCUGUGCCACAGGAAGCGAUUCAUGGUUGUGCCAGAGGGGAUCCCCACCGAGACCAGGCUGCUGGACUUGGGCAAGAACCGCAUCAAGACACUCAACCAGGAUGAAUUUGCCAACUACCCUCACCUGGAGGAGCUGGAACUAAACGAGAACAUUAUCAGUGCCAUUGAACCUGGGGCUUUCAACAACCUCUUCAACCUCAGGACGCUGGGGCUCAGGAGUAACAGACUCAAGCUGAUCCCCUUGGGGGUGUUUACCGGACUCAGCAACCUUACCAAGCUAGACAUUAGUGAGAACAAAAUUGUGAUCCUCCUCGACUACAUGUUCCAGGACUUGUACAACUUGAAGUCUUUGGAGGUGGGGGACAAUGACCUUGUCUACAUCUCCCACCGGGCCUUCAGCGGCCUCAACAGCCUGGAGCAGCUGACUCUGGAGAAAUGCAACCUGACCUCCAUCCCCACGGAGGCCCUGUCUCACCUUCACGGCUUAAUCGUGCUGCGGCUGCGCCAUCUGAACAUCAACACCAUCCGGGAUUACUCAUUCAAGAGGCUGUACCGGCUCAAGGUCCUCGAGAUCUCGCACUGGCCCUACCUGGAUACUAUGACGUCCAACUGCCUCUACGGGUUGAACCUGACCUCCUUGUCCAUCACCCACUGCAACCUGACAUCCAUCCCGUAUGUGUCAGUGAGGCACCUGGUUUACCUCCGCUUCCUGAACCUCUCCUACAACCCCAUUGUCACCAUCGAGGGCUCCAUGCUCCAUGACCUGCUCAGACUGCAGGAGAUCCAGCUGGUGGGAGGGCAGCUCACCACAGUCGAGCCUUUCGCCUUCCGAGGCCUCAAUUAUCUGCGCAUCCUGAACGUGUCGGGGAAUUUGCUGACCACCCUGGAGGAGUCGGCCUUCCACUCGGUGGGCAACCUGGAGACGCUCAUCCUGGACAACAACCCAUUAGCCUGUGACUGUCGGCUGCUCUGGGUUUUCCGGCGGCGAUGGAGGUUGAACUUCAACAAGCAGCAGCCCACCUGCUCUACCCCUGAGUUCGUCCAGGGUAAGGAGUUCAAAGACUUCCCCGACAUCCUCCUGCCCAACUACUUCACCUGCCGCCGAGCACGGAUACGGGACCGCAAACCUCAGCAGAUCUUCGUGGACGAAGGCCACACGGUCCAUUUUGUCUGCCGGGCGGACGGGGACCCACCCCCCACCAUCAUGUGGCUCUCUCCCCGGAAGCACCUCAUCUCUACCAAAACCAACGGGCGCCUCACUGUCUUCCCGGAUGGCACGCUGGAGGUGCGCUACGCCCAGAUCCAGGACAAUGGCACCUACCUAUGCAUCGCCAGCAACGCGGGUGGCAACGACACCAUGCUGGCCCACCUGCACGUGCGCAGCUACUCCCCAGACUGGCCCCACCAGCCCAACAAGACCUUUGCGUUCAUCUCCAACCAGCCCAACGAGAGCGAUGCCAACAGCACACGCGCCACCGUGCCUUUCCCUUUUGACAUCAAGACUCUCAUCAUCGCCACCACCAUGGGCUUCAUUUCCUUCCUGGGCGUCGUGCUCUUCUGUCUGGUGCUCCUCUUCCUGUGGAGCCGGGGGAAAGGCAACACCAAGCACAACAUUGAGAUCGAGUACGUGCCGCGCAAGUCCGAUGCGGGCAUCAGCUCUGCCGACGCACCGCGCAAGUUCAACAUGAAAAUGAUUUAACCAGGCAACAAUUUGCAAAUAAUAAUGGUGAUUUUGGUGGUUGUUUGGUUUUUUUUUGUUUUGUUUUUUUUUUUUUAAAAAACAAAUGAACAAAUAAAAAAUAAUUAAAAAACAAACAUUGCUACAAACAUACCGACCUCUCUUCUCCCACCACACCCUCUGCCCCUGUCCAAACCCACUGCACCUGCACCGUCACCACCUCUUUCUCCUCUUCUUCUUUAUACCAGGAAAACAUUCAGCCAAUGUCUUCAGGACUCCUGUGUUUGUAAGGACUUUGUCUGAUGGACACUGGUGUCAGAUAUAACUCU
Messenger RNA from Colius striatus (speckled mousebird), 2345 nucleotides. RefSeq names its product leucine rich repeat and Ig domain containing 1 (gene LINGO1). NCBI's taxonomy places the organism in Eukaryota, Metazoa, Chordata, Aves, Coliiformes, Coliidae. Bases 196 to 2037 code for a protein of 613 amino acids. The transcript is spliced from 3 exons. The record is from RefSeq and is a predicted model, not a curated record. Gene Ontology annotation, molecular function: protein binding. Gene Ontology annotation, cellular component: extracellular matrix.